AUGGCAGCGACGGUGGCGAUUUCAGGCAUCUCCUCACGGCCUUUGGUUGCUCUUCGACGCUCUAGAUCCUCUGUUUCGUACAAUACUUCUCACCGAUUGCUUCAUCAUCGUCCUCUCUCUUCUCCUCGCCUGCUCUUCAGGAACACUCAUCGAGUCCAAGCGACGAUUUUGCAAGACGAUGAAGAGAAAGUGGUGGUGGAGGAAUCGUUUAAAGCCGAGACUUUUCCUGGUGAAGAACCACUCGAGGAGCCGAAUACGAGCUCUUCAACUAGUGCUAUGGAGGCUUGGAUCAUCAAGCUCGAGCAAGGAGUGAAUGUCUUCCUCACAGACUCGGUGAUUAAGAUACUUGACACAUUGUACCGUGACCGAACCUAUCCAAGGUUCUUUGUUCUUGAAACAAUUGCUCGAGUGCCGUAUUUUGCCUUUAUGUCAGUCCUACACAUGUAUGAGACAUUUGGUUGGUGGAGGAGAGCAGAUUAUUUAAAAGUACAUUUUGCUGAGAGCUGGAAUGAGAUGCACCACUUGCUCAUAAUGGAAGAAUUGGGUGGAAAUUCAUGGUGGUUUGAUCGUUUUCUGGCCCAGCACAUAGCAACCUUUUAUUACUUCAUGACCGUGUUCUUGUAUAUCAUAAGCCCUAGAAUGGCAUAUCACUUUUCGGAGUGUGUGGAGAGUCAUGCAUAUGAGACUUACGAUAAAUUUCUCAAGACCAAUGGAGAGGAGUUGAAGAACUCACCUGCACCCGAGAUCGCAGUAAAAUACUACACCGGAGGCGACUUGUACUUGUUUGAUGAGUUCCAAACAUCCAGAGCUCCCAAUACUCGAAGGCCGAAAAUAGAUAAUUUAUACGAUGUGUUUGUGAACAUAAGAGACGAUGAAGCAGAACAUUGCAAGACGAUGAGGGCUUGUCAGACUCUGGGAAGUCUUCGUUCUCCACACUCCAUUGUAGAAGACGACGAUUGUAAUGAAGAAUCAGGCUGUGUUGUUCCUGAGGCUCAUUGUGAAGGUAUUGUAGACUGCAUCAAGAAGUCCAUUACGAAUUAA
Thlaspi arvense is the source of this 1041-nucleotide messenger RNA. The record is from the annotation of a GenBank genome assembly. NCBI's taxonomy places the organism in Eukaryota, Viridiplantae, Streptophyta, Magnoliopsida, Brassicales, Brassicaceae.